UAGGGCCCAUUGCGACCAGCACUAGCUGGUCAAUGUACGACUAAAAUGAACGAGUCACUCAGAAAAAUGAAUCAUGACUCUCGAGUCAGUAAAAUGAGUUGUUCAAAGGGAACGAAUCGUUUGCGAAUUGUACAUCACUACACACAGCACUCUGAGAUUGAAUGCCCACAAGAGCGCACUCACGGCAUCCAAGUUAGGAAACGCAAGCCCACCCACUGGAACCAAUUUCGGCUACUGGACGCUUACUGGUGAUAUUACUGCUUCCACUAUACUUUAUCAGGCGUAAAUUAAAGUCGAGGCUAACCUUACACCUGGGUAAUAUUUUUUGGAGACAAAGGAACCUUUUGAUGGAGUUUAUGGAAGAUGCAAUCGUUUGUUCUCCUCGCUUCUCUUUGUGGAUGCGUCCUCUGCUCAGGCUGGCCUUUUCAGAUGCAGUGUUACCACUGUGAAGAGACUCUGUUGGACAAUGACUGUUCAGCUCCAAAGUUCAUUGUCAACUGCACAGCAAACAUCCAGAAUGCCUGUCAGAAGGAGGUGAUUGUGGGUGAAAAUGGUGUGUCCUACAGGAAGACCUGUGCCUCUUUCUCCACCUGUCUGAUCGUAUCAGCAGGGUAUCAGUCCUUCUGCGUCCCGGGUCGGGUGGGCUCUGUCUGCAUCAGCUGCUGUAACACCCCCCUCUGCAACGGACCCCGCCCCCCCAGGAUUUCCCUGGGCCCCACCCAUCCUCCCGCUAGACCCACUACCCUCCUCAUCAUCACUGUUGCCAUGGGAACACUUCCCUGAUGUGGACACCAGUAUUGCCUGGAUUGGACAGAAGGUUCUCAGGUAUGGAGGUGCCUUGCGUUGGAGCCAACAGACACUGCCAUGAGAUAUGACUGGAAAAACUAGGUCUACUGUGGACAGAGAUUCUACAAUCUACCAACAGGGCUGACUGACACAUGGCUCCAUUGACCAAAAAGAGUGACAAACAUAAGUGAAAUUGGUCUACAAAGAUAACAUAUAUAAUUGUUUUAAGAUGCUCAUACCAUGGAUCAUUAAGCAAUUUGAUUUUGAAUUUUAGGACCACGGUAUGUAUCAAAAAAUAUAUUUAAAAAAUAAAAUAUUGAAUUUGGCCUUUACUACUAUAGCCCAUAGAAACACAUUGAAUAACACAUUCAUACAUGGCAAAAAAAGACAGACAGUCUAAAAAUAAAUCAUAAGGAAUAUGAUUUAAGUGUCUGUCCUGAAAUCUAGGAGUUAGGAAAUGUUUGUUUUUUCAAACAUAUUUAUCUGCUUUUUUGUUGCCACAAAACUACCUCCAUUCAUUUGUAUGGGUUACCUUGAGACAAGUCCCAUGACACUUGUGGGGGUUGUAGAGCAAAUUAGCAUAUUAGUUUCUUGUCCAAACAGUUUGGACAGUAGAGACAGAAGUUGCCACAUCGGCGGUACUGAUUUCAGGCGAGUCCCACGGGACUCUUUCCAUAGAGUGGUCAUAAUAGUUAAAGGCCAAACUGUUAGGAUGCUACAGAGGUUUGUGAGAAUACCGAUUUUUGGGAUGUCUCCUGGUCUGACAGUCCUGAAGCCACUUUCCACUGCAGUUUUGGAAGGCUGACAAAGGCUGAUGUGGUGGAUUGAGACGCAGCCCAUGCAACAAAACAAAAAAAACAUCUUAAACUGACAGAUUUUGAUGGGGAUUUUUUUAUCAUGUUAAUUAGAUUGAUGCACAGGUGCGUCAAUAGACUAAGGAUUAAAAAACCCGUAGGGAUGUGUGUGAUACUUUGCAACCCAUAAAAAAAUCAUAAUGAACAAAUUACAAGUCCCAUUGAUUUAAACUUUAUUUAACAAAUUUUUAUUCUUACAUUAAUUUAGUAGAUUUACAACAGCAAUUCCUGGAAAAGCAAAAGUUUUCACAGUAUAAGAGAGCAGUUAUUUAAUUUUUGAAACCGUAAAAUCCUCAGAUGAGUAGUAGGUGAUAGUUUGGUAAACCUGUAUUGUUAUUGGCACUUCUAAGAAUGGAAAGCCUUGAGGUGCAUAGCAGGUAGGAUCUUUGACUGCCAGAUCAUCUAUGUUCAAUUUCAUUCAACCAAUGUUGAAAACCUAAGGAAUAUGACCCAUAUCAGAAUGGAAACCGUUCAUUUCCCUGCAUCUUGAUUCCCCUCAACAUCAAGGAAGAAGCUUUUGUAACAGCUCAUCCUUUAGCCAAGGAUGCAGAAUUAAUGGGUAGAAGAGGACUAGUUCUGACUGGUAAUUGGAUGCUAUGCCAUGUGCUUCAGUGACUGAAUUGACUGGAAUACUUUGAAUUUGGCAGAAAUGCCAUACCUUAUCAAUUAAUCCCAUAACCCCUGUCACAAGAGAUUACUUCUCAAUUAAACUGUAAGUGAACCUUGUAAAUCAAUUUUGUUACUCCUGGACAUUCCAUUACGAUGAGUGGGAUUUAUUUCUUUCAUUUCACCUCAAUACAUAAAAUAAAAUCCAUAGCACAUGAAA
This is a messenger RNA of Salvelinus fontinalis (brook trout), 2466 nucleotides long. Its product is annotated as ly6/PLAUR domain-containing protein 1-like. The record is from RefSeq and is a predicted model, not a curated record. Lineage: Eukaryota; Metazoa; Chordata; Actinopteri; Salmoniformes; Salmonidae. Gene Ontology annotation, molecular function: acetylcholine receptor inhibitor activity. Bases 364 to 783 code for a protein of 139 amino acids. The transcript is spliced from 3 exons. Gene Ontology annotation, biological process: acetylcholine receptor signaling pathway.